This is a messenger RNA of Sphaeramia orbicularis (orbiculate cardinalfish), 853 nucleotides long. RefSeq names its product histone 2, H2, like (gene hist2h2l). Bases 94 to 474 code for a protein of 126 amino acids. Gene Ontology annotation, cellular component: nucleosome. The transcript has a single exon. Lineage: Eukaryota; Metazoa; Chordata; Actinopteri; Kurtiformes; Apogonidae. Gene Ontology annotation, molecular function: structural constituent of chromatin; DNA binding; protein heterodimerization activity. The record is from RefSeq and is a predicted model, not a curated record.
GACGCGUAAUGCAGGGUGUAUGUGAUCUGUGUCGUUUCCUGCUUCCAAACUGACCAUCCAGUGGAUAAUUAAAAAAAUAUAUAUAAAAAAAAAAUGCCCGAUCCAGCAAAGUCAGCCCCUGCGCCUAAGAAAGGCUCCAAAAAGGCCGUGACCAAAACGCAGAAGAAAGGCGACAAAAAGCGACGCAAGACCAGGAAAGAAAGCUAUGCCAUCUAUGUGUACAAGGUACUGAAGCAGGUCCACCCAGACACGGGGAUCUCCUCCAAGGCCAUGGGCAUCAUGAACUCCUUCGUCAACGACAUCUUCGAGCGCAUCGCCGGAGAAGCGUCGCGUCUGGCGCACUAUAAUAAAAGAUCCACCAUCACGUCCAGGGAGAUCCAGACCGCCGUGCGCCUGCUUCUACCCGGGGAGUUGGCCAAGCACGCAGUGUCCGAGGGCACCAAGGCCGUGACCAAGUACACCAGCUCCAAAUAAGAGCCGGACUGGAGCUCAACAGGAGGCAUUGAACCAUCACCAAGACCACAGACACGCCGCAUCCUGGUGUCCGCUGUUCAUUUGAUGCCAAAACUGUCAUUUUUGCGCCAUUAAGAAGAAACUGAAUGCCCAUUUAACCAAGGCCUUAUACUGAAUGUAUUACUGUGCUGUAGCCACUUUGAUUGUAACUUUUCCUUUUUUUUUUUUUGUCGUAACGUUUUUAACUAAUUAUUUAAUAAAUUCAGAAUCGAAGAUCUUAAAAUGAUAAAGAUCUCCAUUGUAAGACUAAUUUGUAUCCAUGCACUUUAUUAAAGUAAAACCACAUAUCUGAUUAUAUCAGAGUAAUAUGAAUUAAAUCUGUGUUUGUUAGUGGUCAGUG